AGCUCUUCUGUAUCUCCCUCAGCCAGUUUCAGAACAGCAGAAAAGCACAGAAAUUCAACAGAUUAUUCUACAGAUAGUAAAAAACAGAAAACAGAAGAGAAGGAAAUAGCCGCUCGUUACGACAGUGAUGGUGAAAAGAGCGAUGACAACUUGGUAGUUGAUGUUUCCAAUGAGGAUCCUUCCUCUCCGCGGGGGAGCCCAGCACACUCUCCACGGGAGAAUGGCUUGGACAAGACUCGACUGCUGAAGAAAGAUGCACCAAUUAGUCCAGCGUCCAUUGCGUCCUCCAGCAGUACUCCUUCCUCCAAAUCCAAAGAACUUAGCCUUAAUGAGAAGUCUACUACUCCUGUGUCUAAAUCAAACACCCCAACUCCACGGACUGAUGCCCCAACUCCAGGCAGCAACUCUACUCCUGGACUAAGGCCAGUACCUGGCAAGCCCCCAGGUGUGGACCCACUAGCUUCAGGUUUAAGGACACCUAUGGCAGUGCCAUGUCCUUAUCCUACUCCAUUUGGGAUUGUGCCCCAUGCUGGUAUGAAUGGGGAGCUGACCAGCCCUGGAGCUGCCUAUGCCGGUCUACACAAUAUUUCCCCUCAAAUGAGUGCAGCAGCUGCAGCAGCAGCAGCAGCAGCAGCUUAUGGGAGAUCUCCAGUGGUUGGUUUUGAUCCACAUCAUCACAUGCGAGUCCCAGGCAUCCCUCCCAAUCUCACAGGCAUCCCAGGAGGAAAACCACGAAUAGCAGCCAACAAGGACUGGAUGAUACAGAGUAAAGGGGACAGAAAUAGAUGGAAAAAGGAGCUGAACUUUGAGGUGUUACAUGCUGAAUCUGACUG
Molecule: messenger RNA, 833 nt
Organism: Mesitornis unicolor (brown roatelo)
Lineage: Eukaryota; Metazoa; Chordata; Aves; Mesitornithiformes; Mesitornithidae
Product: transducin-like enhancer protein 4
Exons: 7
Biological process (GO): regulation of DNA-templated transcription; negative regulation of canonical Wnt signaling pathway
Cellular component (GO): nucleus; transcription regulator complex
Molecular function (GO): transcription corepressor activity
Source: RefSeq, a predicted model, not a curated record